This is a messenger RNA of Dictyostelium discoideum AX4, 792 nucleotides long. Its product is annotated as TPR repeat-containing protein. The coding region runs from base 1 to 792 and encodes 263 amino acids. Lineage: Eukaryota; Evosea; Eumycetozoa; Dictyosteliales; Dictyosteliaceae. The record is from RefSeq and is a predicted model, not a curated record. The transcript is spliced from 2 exons.
AUGGGUUGUUGUGGUUCAAAAGAAAAAUAUAAUGGUGAAGAUGUACCAAAAUCUCAAAGAUUAGAAAAUAGACCAACCAAUGACGUAAAUGGUAAACAACCACAAAGACAACAACCACCAAAUAAAAGAAAAAACAAUACAAUUAGAAAAGGAGCAGCAUCAGCAUCACAACAAAAUAAUCCUACUUCAUUAUUUGAAAUUACAGAUUUAAGUUUAAAGAAUGAUAUUAUAGAGGGUUUACAAGAACAACCUCAAGAUUCAGAUCUAUUGGCACAAUAUGGUGUAUUAUUGUCAAUGGAGGGUAAAAAUAAAGAAGCAGAAGAAUCAUUAAGGAAAGCUGUAGAGGUUGAUACUGAUAACUCUAGAGCUUGGCAAGCAUAUGGUGAAUUUUUAGAAAGAACAAAUAAUCCAAAGAAAGCAAAAGAAGUUUAUGGUGAAGCUUAUAAACAUGCUGCUCCAAAGAUUGCAUUAGACGAAGAUGAUAGUAGUUUAUUAUUAAGUUAUGCAAUUUUCAUUCAAAAAUCAGGAGAAAUAGAUAAAGCAGAGAAAUUAUAUAAAAGAAUUGUUACUAGUGGUGCUCGUAGUUCAGAGUCAUUAGGUCGUUAUGGUUUAUUCUUAUUGGAGGUUAAAAAAGAUGUUGAAAAGGGUGGCAUUUACUUAAAAGAUGCAGCAGAUAUUGACCCACCAUCACCUGAAUGGUGUACAAGAUAUUCAAAUUAUCUUAAAACUUAUAAAAAAGAUGAAUUUGAAGCAACAAAAUAUCAAAAGAGAGUUAGUUUAUAUGUAAAUUAA